Bombyx mori (domestic silkworm) is the source of this 16278-nucleotide messenger RNA. RefSeq lists its product as uncharacterized. The record is from RefSeq and is a predicted model, not a curated record. The coding region runs from base 175 to 12612 and encodes 4145 amino acids. Gene Ontology annotation, cellular component: nucleus. NCBI's taxonomy places the organism in Eukaryota, Metazoa, Arthropoda, Insecta, Lepidoptera, Bombycidae. The transcript is spliced from 21 exons. Gene Ontology annotation, molecular function: ATP-dependent chromatin remodeler activity; DNA binding; ATP binding.
AACACUUGUGAAAAUCUGCACUAUUCCUGUUUUAAUAACAAAGUAGUGUAAAAUGGUCAUUAAAAAGAAAUAAACAUUCUUACAGAUUCGCAUUAUCUUUGGAAAUAAUCCCAUUGUGUGAUAAAUACGAUGUAUGUGAAAUCGCCGUUGUUGUCAUGAAAAUCUGUAAUCACAAUGUCUGAACCGAUUGAGCUAGAAUCGGACAAUAUUUGCAGUACUGAAGAUGCAUUUGAGGAGUUUCAAUGUGUUUCCAUGUCUGCACAACAAAAGUACAUAAAGCUUUCAGAUCUCGUAUCACCGCAGUCUUCACCAUGUGAUUACAAUUCAGACAAGUCCAAUGAGAAAGAUUGCGACGAUUCAAAAAAAGCCGAUACCUCAGCUAAAACGGAUAAGGACAUAAACAUAGAUAUACCAUCGCCUACUCAACAAGUUGGUAACCUGAAAAAUUCAGGUUCGUCCAAAACAUUGAAUACAUUUAUUAAUAAAGCAGUGGAAUCAGAUAUUCAAGUUGGCAGUCGAAGAUUGUCAAAAGCCGACAGUACAAUUGGAGGCAGUACUGUACAGGAAUCCCAGACUGUGUUAAAUUAUUGUAAUAAGAGCAACCAACAGAUUACUGAAUCAGAAAAUGUAAUAUGUGAUAAAAAUAGAAGUGUAAUUGUUGGCAAAAAAAGAGGGAGGAAACCAAAACAAAAAAUAAUGGGAACUCGUAAACCGUCAUCUCCACCACAAACAUAUUUACAAGAAGACAUAUUGUCUACAAAUAUGUUAUCAAAUCAGACAGAAGAUGAAGAAAGCUUAGAAAUUAAUAAAAACCAUCAUAACAGACCCAGUAAAGAUAAAAUAUUUGAAACAAACCAAACAACUACAUCUGAAGCAGAUUCUACUAAUAACAUCGAGAUGUCAGCUGAGUGUACAAAUAGCUCAAAUGAUUUGAAAAUGAAAAUAUGUCCAAAAGCCAAGGAAAAGAUAUUUCCAUCUCACAGUUAUAAAGAUCUUACGACACAACUAAGUAACCAAGACAUUCGAAAUCAACAUAAUAGCUCUAAGGUUGAACUAAUUAGAAGAAAGCGAGGUAGACCUAAACGAGGUAGACCUAAAAAAACACAUGAUGAUAAAAUUGUCAACACAACGACAAAUGUUGAUAAAAAUCAGUCGGAAGUUAUAAUUGAUGACUUACCAAUCCUUCAUAAUACAAUGUUAAAAAAGUCAAUAACAGGUUCUGAUGAUAAAUUUGAAUUGCAAUCCUCUGAUGAGCCUGAAGCACCAGUUAUAAAGUCUCAAAUAAUAACACUAAAUGAUGAAGAUGUAAAUAUGAGUGAAAAUGAAAGAAAAAAAAGUCACUUAAACUCAGUCACUGAAAAUCAAGAUUCUGAUGGUGAUGAUGAGAUAAGCUUGUUAUCUUUGAAAUCAUUUGCUGCUCAACAAUUGCUCGAGAAUAGAGAUAUUUUAUCACCGAUAAAUAAACCUGAUGAUCAGGAACAAAGUAACAGUACUAAGGUUGACACAAUUAAAAAAAAAAGAGGUAGACCUAAAAAAAUAUAUGAAAAUAAAAUGAUAAAUAAAUCACUAAAUGUUGAUAAAAAUCAGUCGGAAGCCACAAAUCAUGUCUUACUGAUUGCCCAAAAUUCAACUGUACUCAAAACACCAAUAAUUUCUGAAGAUAACCUGGAAUUUAAAUCCUCUGACAUAGUAAAAUCACAAGUUUUACUCCCCCCAAUAAUAACACUAAAUGAUGAAGAUGAAAUUUCCACAGACAUUGAACAAAAAAAUUGUAGCAAAGAAACAAUCACUGAAAGUCAAAUUUCUGAUGAUGAUGAGAUAAGCUUAAUGUGUCUAAAAUCAUAUGCUCCUAAACAAUUGCUCGAUAACACAGAUAUUACAACACCACUAAGCACACCUGAUAAUCAAGAACAAUGUAACAGCUCUAAUGUGGAACCAAUUAAAAAGAAACGAGGUAGACCUAAAAAAAAUUAUGAAAAGAAGACAACUAGUAGAUCACCAAAUGUUGAUAAAAAUCAGUCACAAGAGAUAAAUGAUGGAUUACAGAUUGUUCAAAGUCCAACUGUGCCCAAAACAUCAACUACAUAUUCUGAAAAUAAAGAACCCUCUAAUAAGUCUGAAACACAAGUUACAGAAUCUCAGGUAAUUACAUUAAAUGAUGAAGAUGAAAACAUUCAAUCUUACAUAAGUGAAAAUGAACAAAAAAAUUGUUUCAUUGAGACUGAAAAUCAAAUUUCCAAUAAUGAUGAGAUAUGUAUGCUACCUCUUAAUUCAAACAAUACCAAUAUAGAUACUUCUAAAAGUGAUACUACCAAAAUUUUACUUGAAUCUGAAAAAUCAGUAAAUAAUGUUACAAAUGAAAGCUGUGUUCCCAAUAGUGAUGAAGCUGAACAGCCUUUAGUAAAUGAUACUUCAGGAAGGCCCGUGCGUAGAGUAAUUCGAAAGCCAAUACAAUAUGAUGAGGAAUCUGAUGAAGAUCCUUUUGCCAAUGUAGAAUUGUCUGAUGAUGAUCUUACAAAUGGAAAGAAAAAUAGAUAUUAUUCUGAUGAUGAAUAUAUUCCCCAUGGCACUAAAAAAAGAAAAGGUAAAGCUAUCACUGAAUCAGACUCCUCAGAUAGUGAAAUAAUGGAUGAAAUAAAAAAAAAGAAGUCAUCAAAAUUACUAGAUGGACCUUCUCCUAAAAAAAGGGGAAGAAAGAGUAAAGCAGAAAAAUCUGCUGCUGAAGCUUGUAAUGAACAAAAUAAAUACUGUAAUGUCAGAAUUGGAGACACUAAUGAAUGUUUAGAAUCUUCGAUAAAUCAGUUCCAUGAUGAUAAUGACAACAAUGAAACCUUAUGUGAACUUAAAUCUUCGAGUGCCACAGAUGAAUUUGAAAGUUUUCUUGCCAAGAAAAUAAAAGGGACUAGUUUAAAAAUAAAAAAAUUAUCUACUUCUGAUAUGACUGAUAAUGCUCUAACAACCCUGCAAAUACCUGUGCUUGAUCCAAAAGAGAUCAAAAAGUCCAUUGACACUAGUUCUCAGACAGAAACUGCCCUUACAAAAUCAGCUGCAGUCCAAACAUGCCAUCGAUAUAACCUACCCAUGAAAGCAAACGUUUCUUUGUCUGAAGGUCAAUCAGUAAAGGCUUGUGAAUUUUUAAGUAAUAUUGUAAACACAACAGUCGAGCUCGGGCAACUUAUGACACAGAAGUCGGAAGAUUUCAUAAAGAGGAAAAUAAAUGUAGAAAAUGUUACUGAUACACUAAAAAUGGAUUACUGUGUAAAGAAAUCCUUCCUUUUGUUCAAAUUGGCUAAACACAAUCUCACACAAAUGGAAGAGGAUUUGGCUACACAAUAUAACACAUUUUUAAAAGAGCAGAAUCUCUCAUGGGUUAGAGAAGAAGAAAAGGAAAUUACUGCAAGUACAAAAGUGAGUGAUGAUAGUGAUUGUGAAAUUGUUGAAGAAAUAGUACAGCCCACUAAGGAAGUUAAAAAAACAAAACCUCUAUUCAAUCCUAAAACCGUGUUCCUAAACAAAGAAUUAUCUAUUAAAAUUGCAAAAAAACCUGAGGAAAAGAAAAAAAUACCAAUAAAAGGACGGAAUACACUAUGGAUUAGUAACACAGUGCUUUUAAAAAAAGUGAAACCUUCACAGUCUUUUUUAGCCCAGGACAGCCGAAAUAAAAAACCUCCUGAUCAAAACUAUGUAACCAAGAAAAUGGUUAGUGAUUUUUUUCUAAAUUACUAUUACAAGAAAAUCUAUGAAGUCUGCAAUGCAGUUGCAUCAAUGAACUGGAUAAAUGUAAAUACAAGUUGCGAGUGCUACCAUUUUGUAACAGGCAUUAAUUUCUCAGCCGCAUCUUGUGUUAAUGAAUCUGAAGAUAUUACAACUAUAUCAUCUACCAGUUUGGAUAUGAUUGAAGAACCUUCACCAAAAAAAUUUAAUCCUGAAACACUAUUUAAACUGUGUACUCAGGUUCUACAAAAGCAACUCCAUGGUGCAGAUAACCAUUUAACUCUUGCAGAAAGUAAAAAAUUUCAAAAUCUCAGGCAAUGUGAUUCCUGUGAGAAUCCCAAAACCUUGUUUUGGUGUUGUAUGGAUUUACUACAGAAGUGUCUAAAAAAAAAUAACAGCUCGGAUUUGAACAAUGCUAAUUAUUGCACGGCUAAAUUAGUACAUGAAACUGAUUUAUCUAAAGAGAAAAGAUUAGGUCAUGAAGUUGUUUUCAACAAAAUUAAAAAGCCUCAAUCGUUAUUACAAUGUAGUUUACAAGUCCUAUUAGAUACCAGUAACAAUAAUUUAGGGAGUAAAGAAGCUUUCCUAAUGAACAAAUCCACUACAAAUGGCCUGAAUUUUGUGAUGAAAAUAGAAAAUAUAAAUAAUUUUUCCAAUGCAGAGCAGAUGUAUAGACCAAAAACAUUACUAUCAUUUAGCUUAAUUGCACUACAAAAGGAUAUGGUCGGAUAUUUACAAAAUCAAAACACAGCUAUACAUCCAGAUCCAGAGAGAGAUAAAAUACAUUUUUAUGGUCUACAGUAUGCAUGGUCUACACCAAAAACAUUAUUUAAAUUGUGUAUAGAAAAAUUAGAAAAUAAGUAUAACAAAAGUGAUGAUUACAAUAAUAAAAUUGUUAACAACUUGCAAACUAAAAUAGAAAUGAAAAAUGCCUUAUCCUUAAAAUCUAUAUGCUACAAUGUAAUAGUGAAAAUACUACAGCCAAUAGAUUCAACACCACAAGAAACUGAUUUAACAUCUACAAAACAAGAUGUAAAAUCGCUAUUUUCACUGUGUGUUGAAUACAUACAGCAAAUCCAAAAACGGGAACAACGUAAGCACAACAUAGAUUUUGAUGAAGUACCUUCAGGGAAUCCAAAUGAAUUAAAACAGAUAGCAUUUUUAAAUCUAUGCAGAACCUUCUUCAGUGAUAAAAGUCUAGAACUGGAAAAUAUGAAUGAUCAAGUAGAAGCUUUUACUAUAAAUUCUAUAAAUACACUAUCAGAAGAAGCAUACUUUAACAUAGAGAGAACAUUGGAUGUUCGAAAUUCUGAAUAUACAGAUGAUUCAGAUAUAUAUGAUGACGCUACUGAAUUUGAUCUCAAUGAAAUUGAAGAAAACAAUCUAAAUGAUGAGGAAAACAACUGGGUAACACAUGUACAAAUGCAAGAGCUACGCUCAUGUUUCCCUACCGCUUCACCUGAUCAAACUGCAUGUAAUGAAUCAAACAUCCAACCAGUAUUUGCUCAGAUUAAACUAGAACCCGAAGAUGAGAAUACUGAAAAUAUAGAUAUAUCAAUAGUGAAAACAGAAUCAGUACAUAAUCCCGAUGAAAUGACAAUAAUUCCAGAAAGUAUAAUUAGUAAAUCAGAGCUUAUUGAAGCCCCAGAUACUGAAGAGGAUGUAGAAAUCAAUAGAACAAAUCGUUCUAGCUAUGAUGUCAACUUAUUUGAAUCUUUCGUUUCUAACAACGAACUUACGCAAGCUGUAAAUGAAAAGGCAGACAGUAUAUUUAGUCAAUCGGAUUUAAAAGUUCAAAGACACCAUGAACCAGAUUAUGACCAAGAGUGUGACACAAACAAUAGCUUAUUAAUACCACAAACAUAUGAAACUAUAAAGAUUGGAAAUGCGAAAAAUUCAUUAAUGGAGAGUAGUUCUGAUGAAGGACCAAGCUCAAAGAAAGCACCGAAUAAAAAAAAACUUGACAAACGACGAGCUAAGCAGAAAAAAGUUGAUCCAAAAUCUGUCAACAAAGAAAAAAUAUCUAAAGGAAAAGACAAACUUAAUAGUGAAGUAGAUACAUUCACAAGAAAAAUGAGAGAGAAAAUUAGACAAAACCAAAAGAAAAAUGACAUCUCUGACUCUGAAAGUGAUAUCCCAUUAGACAUUAGAAAAAUCAAAAGUGACAAAAAGAAAAGUAACAUUGAAAAAAAUAACAUAGAUGAAACUAAACAAUCCACAAAUAAAGUACCUGAAGUUGAAAUACAGUGUAACAAUGUGGACUCUACCCAACAAUUUCAAGACAACAAUGAGUCAUCCCAAGAACCUACUGAGAUAGACUCAUUCAUUGGAUUCUCUGCCAAUGAACUGAAUGAAACCACUGAAUUUCAAAAAUAUUUGAAAUACUUAUAUGAUAAAUUGAUCCCUAACAUCGCUGAUGAAAAAAAAUUAGGAACCUCAGUGAUCACUCAAAUAGAAAACAAACGAAGUUCUGUAACUCAAAUAGAAAGUGAACAACCUAAUGAUAGACCUGAAACACCAUUAAUCAAUUAUGAAGAUCCUGCAGAGGAAGUGCAGUGCGAACCAAGUUUACAUAUAUUUAAUGAUUUUAUGGAAGAUUUUCAAAAAACUAACGACAAUAAUCCGGACAUGCUUAACAGUGCAUGUAAGUAUACGGAACGAAACGGCUGGCAAUGUUACCCUAUAAAUGUUAAAGACACAAAACUCUACCAGCAAACACAAAUCAUUUUGGAUAAACUACCAGAAUCGUUUGUCAAUGUGUACUUUCAAUACCAGGAAAUUGCAAGUAAGGAUAAUCAGGAUCGGGAAAUUGACAGAUUGACAGACUUAACCUCCUUAAACCGUAUACCAAAAGAAAUGACCACUAAAUCUAGGCCCAGAAGCAAAGAAUCAAAACAUGAGAAAAACCAACAGAAUGUCUCUUCUGAUGCAAGACUACCGCAUUUAGAACAACACGAGCUUAGUCCUUCAGAUGAUGAUGUUGAUGCUGAUGACAGCAUAGCGCCUGCAAUGCCGACCCGCAACGUGGAAAAUAAUAUAGCCAAGGAUUCUCUAAUGAAUGACAGCGGUGAUGAGGAUAAAACAGAAUGUAUAGAAGAAGAACCAGAACACAUUUCAGUCCCAAAGAGACCCGGUCCGAAGUCAAAGACUGUCCCAGAGAGUAAGGCUGAGAAAUCAAUAAUGUUGACAGCUGAUAAAGUAAUGAAUAAGGAGUUGAAUCUCCUGAACACUCCGGCCGUGAUCCAGGAAGAACCGAUAGCUACAACAAGAAAAGGCCCUGUUACAAGAAAUAAAUCGAAUCCAAAGCCGAAAUCUAGCCCCAACCAACGAGGUGUAGCUACCAAAGAAGACUCUUCAUCCGAGGAAGAGAAACUCUGGGUGAAUACCAAAGAGAAGCUCCUCAAAAGAUUGGAGAAGAAAGAUAAUGCCAGCGUGGAAGACGCCAAACGUGCCAAGCUUGUGAAUGAGUUCAUAGAGCGGCGCGGAGACGGACUCGACUCGAGGAAGCGGACGCGCAAUCCGCGUUAUCGGAAAUCUAAAAAGUUCUUACUGGAACGAGAAAAACAACUUAAAACCCUGUCGAAAGAAUUAUAUGGGGAAGCCGAGGGCGGACCAAGCGGGAAGGGCUGUGGAAACCAUUUAUUCAAAGGUCGCAGAAACAUUAGAAAGGUGAUCGACAAAAAAUCGCUGACCCAUAGAACUGUGCUGGCCAACGUAGAGGAGUUGGAGAGGAAACGGAGACUGCUUGCGAGACAAACCAGGCUGAGAGAACAUCUUGGUUGCGAAGAGGAUGUGAACGUGAUGGUGAUCAAUGACGAAGUCUGCCUGGAGUACGACUUCGAGGAGAACCGUCCCGUCGUCACCAUACACCCCUUCUUCACGAAGGUCAUGAAGGCUCACCAGUACGAAGGAGUGAAGUUCAUGUGGGACGCUUGCUUCGAGAGCGUGGAGCACAUCGCGGCCGGGAAGCCGGGCAGCGGCUGCAUCCUCGCGCACUGCAUGGGGCUCGGCAAGACGCUGCAGGUGCUGGCCCUGCUGCACACUGUACUGACGCACCCCGGGGUCGGUAUCCAGCGGGUGCUCGUGUGCUGCCCUCUAUCGACCGUGCUGAACUGGGUCGACGAGAUCCACAAAUGGAUCGGGCCUGUAACCAAUCAAAUAAAGGUAUUCGAACUGUCCAAACUGAAAAAGACAUACGAGAGAGCGUACCAACUCGAGGACUGGUACAGCGGCGGCGGUAUCUUUAUAAUCGGCUACGAGCUGUUCCGGAGUCUGUCCACGCUCGACCCUGAGCUGGACGACAUCCGGCCGACCAUCGUCAACAAGAUCCGCACCGCCCUGCUGGACCCCGGGCCCGACAUCAUCGUGUGCGACGAGGGGCACCUGCUCAAGAACGACUGCUCCGUGCUCGCCGUCGCCAUGAGCCGCGUCGCCACCAGGCGCCGGAUAGUGCUCACCGGAACUCCCAUGCAGAAUAAUCUAAGGGAAUAUUUCUGCAUGGUCAAUUUCGUCAAACCGAAUCUGCUGGGGACGUACUCGGAGUUUUCCAAUCGAUUCGAAAAUCCCAUCAUGAACGGUCAACACCGCGACUCGAGACAAGAAGACAUAAGACUUAUGAAAGCUCGCACGCACAUCCUGCACAAAGUUCUCGAAGGGUGCCUACAAAGGCAAGAAGCUUCGGUGCUCUACCCGUAUCUGCCCAAGAAACAUGAAUACACCGUUUUCAUAGCGCUGACGCAGUGCCAGUGGGACCUGUACAAACAUUACCUGCUGCACUACGGGAAACAAACAAAGAACAGCAUCCUGAAAGACUUCCACAUCCUCCAGAAGAUUUGGUCGCACCCUCAGGUGCUACACAUAUUUCAAACUAAAGCCAGAGACGAGAAAGCCAAAAUUAAAGCGGAGAAGUUGGAGGACGAUCUCGCCCACGAGGACAUAACAUCGGAGGACAUCAAGCCGGCGGAAACGGAAGUGUGGUGGCUCCAGUACCUGGACGGCGGGAAGAUGCUGGACAGCCUCGAGAGCUCCAACAAGUUUGCUGCCGUGUUUCAAAUAUUAGAGGAGUGCACGGCGCUUGGAGAUAAAGUUUUAAUAUUCUCAACGUCGCUCUUCACGCUGGAUGCCUUGGAGUACUUCUUACGGAAGAUCAAGAACUGGAGUCUGGGUCACGACUACUACCGUCUCGACGGAUCGGUCCCCCCGGAGGUCCGACAGAAGUGGUGCAGAGAGUUCAAUGCCGAGAACAACAUUAAGACGAAACUGUUCCUGAUCUCGACCCGGGCGGGCUCGCUGGGGCUUAACAUGACGGCGGCCAACCGGGUCAUCAUCCUGGACACGUCAUGGAACCCGGCGCACGACAUACAGAGCAUCUUUAGGGUCUACCGCUUCGGGCAGAGGAAGGACUGCUACAUAUAUCGAUUCGUUGCCAUGGGAACAAUGGAACAGAAGAUAUACGAGCGGUCGGUGACGAAGCAAGCGGUCGCCUGCCGCGUCGUGGACGAGCAGCAGAUAGAGCGCCACUACAACAGCGCCGAGCUCACGGAGCUCUACCGGUUCGACGAGACAGGCGCGAGCGUGGCGGGCGGCGUGGCGGUGGGCGUGCAGGACGUGGCGCUGCUGCGGCUGGCGCGCGACGCCGCCAUCCACGCGGUGCACGAGCACGACUCGCUGCUGCGCGGCUCCACCGAGCCCGGCCUGCCCGAGCACGAGCGCGCCGCCGCCUGGAUGCAGUUCCAGCAGGAGCACGCGCACAAACAAAUGCAAAAUGAACUCGCAGCAAACAACACGAGGAUAUCGAGCAAGCUUCAGGGCCACGAGUACGCUAAGUCGCCCGUUCCGCAACCAUCGCCAAGAAAAGACGAAGCUCCAAAAACGAAACGAGGAAAGAAAAACAGCGCGGUCCCCCCGCAGGACAGCGCGGCCGAGAGCAGCAUCCAAGGAUCUCUAAUCAACGAGAUAAGGAACAUACUAAUCAACCACAAUUUCCAAAUAAGUAAAAGCGAAGACUUACUUAACUUUGUCAAUAAAGUACGGAUGAUAGUGUCGACGGGAAGCCCCUCCGACGACGCGGUGGCGAUGAGCGUGGCCGGCCUGCUGCUGCAGCAGCGCUGGAUGGCCAUGCCCGUCGCCAUCGCCAUGGUGUGCGAGGCGAUAAAGCGACGCGUAGUCGAGGAAGGACUAAAGCAAACGCACGUUGUCGGACCGGACGCGACGCCGCCGGACGUGACGCCGCCGGACGCGACGCCGCCGGACGCGCCGCAGACGAGCGCCGCCCAACGUCAAGACGCGUCUGUGGGAAGCAGACGGACGAAACGGAAAGCGGCCAUAGCCGCGGAACGACACCUCGACAUGAUCGUGCCGAAUCUACUUGAUGACGACAGCGAUUUGGAUACCGAACCCGCCUAUACCGAACCCGCACAUACGAACCCAACGCGGAAGACAGAACAGAAAUCUGGAAAGAAAAUCAAGAUGACAACUACUAUCGAUAUGGAACCCGCAAAUAGUGCACGUGAUAAUAUAGAAAUGCAUCGAUCUAGUACUGUCGAACGAGAGCCAGUCAAUACAGUUGCAAACAUACCGACCGCGCCUCCGAAAGACGCUGAAGUCGUUGACUUAGAUUCGGAGCCACAGAACGAUACACCCGACGUUAUAGUGGACAGCGACGAGGGCGUCGAAGUGAACAGCGUUAUAUCCAACCGCCCGAAACGGACGACGACAUCGGAGCGAUCUAGAAAAAAUAAAAACGCUAAAUCGAAUAACAAGGAGACCGACAAUGAUACGUACAGCAUUUUAAUUGAAAACGAUAGUGAAUUAGCGAAGGACCCUCAGCACGGCGCGCCCCGCCCACACGACACGUCAGCCGAAAGACCGAUUAAGAUAAAGAAAGUCGCUCAAAUAGAUGUGGAGCUCGUGAGUAACGCUGAGCCCGAAGCCGCCAUCGCGCUGAGCGACGACGACGAGCCCAUAGUCAAAACCAACAAGAUCACGUACACGCCCAAAACGAGCAAGAAAAAGAAACCACAAGGAAAGAUUAAUCUGCCCCCGCUACUAUUGACAAACGAGAACUUCAUAAAGAUCGUCGCCCACACGUACCUGUCCGGCAACCCUAAGCUGGACCGCGACGCGGCGCUACUGGCCGCCCAGUACAGCACGCUUAAAGCUCUCAAGGAAGUCGAAGCUACGGGGAAGCUCCUCGACAGUGGCCCCAUCUAUGAUAUAGCCGUUAAGGAACUAGGCGUCGAACUUCUUACGAAACUGCACGGCACGAUGUCGAAACCGACGAGGAGUGCUGAAUAUUCAGCGGCGAGUCUCCUAAAGAAAUCCUUGAUGAAUAUAGAAAACCAGAUCAAAGAGGACGCUGCCAACGAACCAACGGUCAGGACGCACGAGCACCCGCCCCCGCCCCCGCACCCGCCCCGCGUACCGCCGCUCAUCAUUCAACGAAAUAAAAAAACUGGACUGAAUACUGCAAUCAACGGACAUCCGAAGGGCAGCCUCGAACAAAAGGACGAUUCGAAUGUCGAGAAAUUGUCGCAGCACGAACCUAGGAAACACGUCGUCCCGAUCAGAAUGUACCAGCGCCCCACCGCGCCCGCGCCCGCCACCGUCCACACGACGCUGACUAGCGACGAGUGCAUCCUGCCCGACGACGAUGACGUCAUCAUCAGCGACAUCCUGCCCGCCGUCUCCUGCCCGGCGCCCACUCCCUCCACGCAGACCUCUUCCGCGAACAAAGUCGUGGCCGGAACCUCAAGGGACUACAGCACAGCAACAGGAUUGCCCCAAUACCUUGGUCGCCCCGAUCAUCCCCGGAUACCGGAAGACAAUCAAGCAGCGGUCGUGAACACCGAGCGUGCCGCCUCUACGCAGGGCCCGGCGGAUUGUAUAUGUCUGGACAGCGACGACGACGAGGGCCCCGCCCCCCCGCACCCCGUCUCCAUAUCGUACACCCCGCCGGUCCCCGCGCCCCAGCGCUCCGACGGUCCGCCGCAGUACAUCACCGGCGACACCAAACGGACACCGAAACCGCCGGCCGCCGAAACAAUCGCAGCCGCGAAUCCCACGGCGCCACCAGUCGUACUCACGUACGGGCGCAAUAGGAAAUCUCUAAGCCUAGCUGUGAAAACCGCCGCCCCUCCAAUCGCCGCGGUCCCCCCAACCCACGUGAGCGUUUCGGAGCCCCCUCGCACGGCAGACGUCGUGAGCCCGGUCGACAAGGUGAAGUCGCAGGAGCCCCGGGCGCCGGCGCCGGCCGAAGCGCCGCCAGAACCAAUGUCGAUGUUUAAGAACGUUGUACACAUCAUGGCGCACGACGCGCAUCCGCUAUCGAAACCCGAGCCCUCGCACAAAGCCGCCAAUAGAUUACAAACCGUCAAGUUGCUGCCUGUUAAAAAGCUGAGAGCUCAGAUCGACGCUCCGAUAGCUUCGUCAUCGAAAACGUGUGAAUGGAACGCGCAGCCAAAAGCGAAGAGAGCGCCCAAAUCGAACCGACCGGCCGACAACAGGACCGUUAUAAAUCUCACGGAGCUAGGACCCGUGAGUUCGGUAACUGCGCCCUCAAAGCACACAACGAGCGCCUCCACCUCCAAGCUGCCGCUAAGUAAAUCGGUGACCAUCGUCAGCAAGCCCAGCAACAUCGCGUUGCAUAAAAAAACGAUAUGUUUGAUCGCACCAAAGAUGAUGACGAUAAAGACAGUAAACGAUAAUAAAAAACGCCCGAGCAUACUGACGAAAGUAAAACCUGUACUCGCGACGAAGCUUGUGAUGAAAGACGUCAAAACCAAGAAGAGAACGAUCCCGUCCCCGCCGCAGCAGCCCGCGAAGAAACGGAAGGUUAACGAAAUGUCCCUGGAAGAUUUCGACAUUGAUAACAUAGACGACAUCAUAGAAUUGGAUUAACGAUUGAGGCUUUCCUGAAAAUCUACUAAAAAAUGUUACAUAAGUGAAGACUAUUAUGGAACGCAGUUUGGUGCCGUCUAUAUACAACGUGUUUUUUUUUAAUUAAUUUAAUAAAACUAAAGCAGCUUUUUUUUUAAACACGCGUCCUUAAUUCGCCUUAAAAAUUGUCAAUACAUUUUCUUGUUUGCAAAAAAAGAAAAAAAAAUCAUCAGCUGUCAAUUUAUUGUUUUUGAGACAUUAAAUCAGUUUGAGCAUAUUGAUUGACAAAUUUUAAUGGCACUUCACAGAACGCAUAGCAAAUUAGCAUGCUCGUAUUACUUCUAUAAUAACAUUAAUCUUGAAUAUAUAUCGCCAUCAUUUAAAUAAGUCUAAUCAACAAAUAACUACCAAGCAAUACCUAUGAUGUAUUUUAAUGUGUUCAAAAUUGCACAACGUCCGUGGAAGUGCCGUCUUUACGUUUUUUCUUUUUUUUUUGUAAAUUGUCUAUGCUUUAUAAUUUCAACUGACGUAGUUUCCUUUAAAAUUUAAACUUUGUAGUUUUUAAACAAUUUAAAUAGAAUACGUAGGUAAGCGAAUAAAUAAUUUCAUUCAUGCGAAUCAAUACACAAUAUUAAUUGUUUUCUUGAAAAAAUAUAUUAUAUAUAAUAAUUCUGAAAAAAUAUUACAUAUCGAGGGAAAGGCUAUUUAGUUUCAGAGACUUGGCUUAAUACGCGGCAUUGAUCUUUGUAAUUAAAAGUCCGUUUUAUUUGGUACUAGCGACCCGCCCUCGCGUCGCUUCGGAAACUGUAAUUUAUUAUUGAUUUCUCCACUAUUUAAUGGGUGUUAUUAUACAUAUAAAUCUUUCUCUUCAAUCACUCUAUCUAUUAAAAAAAACCGCAUCAAAAUCCCUUGCGUAGUUUUAAAGAUUUAAGCAGACAGGGAUAUAGGGACAGAGAAAGCGACUUUGUUUUAUUCUAUACUACGUAGUGAUUAGUGUCAACAAUUGGAUGUUUUUAAUUGAACUUCAAUCAAGUUUACUCCAAUCAAAUAGCUGAACCAGUAUUUUUGUUUUAAGAAUUUCCUAAAUUUUUUGAAUUUUCAUAGCUCUCUUGUAAUGUUGCAAAAAUGUCGCUUGAAAUCAAACGAAAUAGCCUUUUAACCGUCGAUAUUAUUUAAUACGUUUGCUUUUCGUACAAACAUAUAACAAUAGAGAAAUCAGUAUUAUUGAAAAACAGUAUUUAUUUGGUUGAAUCCUUUUGUCGACGUUUCUCAUGUUUGUUAGUUCGUUUAAAGAGGACUGUCUUGCCUUCCACGAAUGACGUCAUCAUAAAGCUUUUAAUUCCUUCUUUAGAAUGUUCUUUGGAGUGGAACGAAUAAAAGAAAAAAAGUAAACAAGAAAACCAUAUUUUUACUGUACUAAAUAUUACUUAAAAUAUUAGUCAGUUGAAAUUUCAAAAAAAUUCAGAUCGGUCAAUUAGUUUAUUUUAUUGGAUGUUGAAACUGUGCAAACUUUAAAAGGACGUUAAGUAUAUUUUUUUUAAAUAUAGAACAGCAAUUUUGUAAUGAAAAAUUACUUGUUCGAAUAAUAUUGUAAUCAUAAGUUGUUGACAUGAAAAAAAAACUAUGAUGAUUAAAUUUUCAAAUUUGAUGAACUACACGACCACUGAUAUAUGUUUCAAUCGUAUAUUUGAGUCGACUAUUAUCAAAGCCGGCAAUCUGAUUUUGGACAAUGAUUGGUAAAUCAGAAAACCGAAUUAUUGACUUAUUAUUCCAUUGGCAGUCACAAAACUCUUCGGAACGACAUCUUAGAUAAAUAACAGGUUAACUAUUAACCUUUAUUUAAUGCAGGUUUUGAACCGUAUUCUUUGAAGGAGACGAUUAUAUUCAAAUCAAUCUGUAUUGACAUAUCAAUAAUUUUUUUUUGUCCAAAUGCACAAAUUGCCACCUUUGAUAAUAGACGACUCAUUUGUAUUAAUAAUUUUGAAAAACAGCAUGCACAAUACAUUAUGUUCGGAACAUUAAAAACGUUUACGUAUUAAGAAUACUAAAGUUUAAAAAUAACAAGAAACUCCUAUUCUAGAUUUGUCGUUAUUGUUGAUUUUGUCUGCCGUAUAACUAAUCAAUGUGAACUUAUCGUGAUUUAUAUAUAUCUCUGAUUUUAAUACGCUUGUAAUGCUGUGGGACCGGACUAUUUUAAUUCUAUAAAAGAGUUUUGAGGAUACACUCGCGUUGAUCUAUCGAUACUGAUAUAGGAAUACAGUCAAACCUGGAUAAGUGAGAAAACUCUAUAAGUGAGAGUAAUAGCCAGGACCCGUCAUUUUAAGCUCCCAAAACCUCUAUUAGCGAGAAACAGAAACCUCUGUAAGAGAGAGUCGUUUUUCCCUCAUGGACCUCCGUAAGUGAGACUGCUACUUAUUUAUACCUCUAUAAGCGACAGUCGAGCUUUAUUUAUUUAUAUUAUUUAGGAGGAACAAAUAAAAAAACAAAUUACAAAUUUAACAUCUGCUAUUUUAUGACUCUUUCAUAACUUUUGGAACUUCCUUCCAUUGUUUUUGUAUUGUUUUCUCGUCAAUAUUGAACCUAUUCUAUUUCGUGGAACUAAAUAACGUUGUUAUUUUAUCGCAUUCUUUUCGAAUGGAUACGUGUGCCUGUGUACCGUCCUGUUUGUUGGACUUACUCAGUUUAUCGUUAAUCAAUUGCGAAGGAAAGUUCUGUUCUGCGUCAUGUUAAAACGGAAAAUUAAACUACUGUCAUUAAGUGAUAAACUUAAAAUAGUGAAUGCGUUUGAAUCCGGAAAAUCGCGAAAUGAAAUUCAGAGGGAGAAUUAGCGAGAAACUCGGGUUAGUGAGAAACCUCUAUAAGCGAGAAUGAGAUUGUGCUCCCUUGAACUCUCGCUUAUCCAGGUUUGACUGUACUUGUCUCUCACUCUGUUAGUGCGUGCGCGAGCGAGAGGCGAAUAAAGACGAUGCUACACAACUACUACAACAAAAACACAAACUGAAUUGUUGUUAUUUGAAAAAUUUGAAUUCAUUGUGAAACAACUUUGAACAGAUGAACAUUAUUUUUAUUUAUGUCUUUUUUCUUUUCUUUAUUAAAAUAUCUGAAUGUCUAGUCUGAAUUUGCAAAUCGAAAGAACUAGUAAAGUUAUCGAAUGCGUAUACAUAAAUUAAUACCUACAAAACUAAUUGCGGAAUGAAGAAUUUUGGUUACUUGUGAAAAUUAUAUAAUUUAAUAAAUCGUGUUUUUUUCUUUCUCUCUUUUUUACAAUAAAAAGGGAAGGAGAUAAACAAUUUUUUGUUAUCUAAAAACUUUUAGGCUUUUAAAUGUAGACCCUUCGUCAAAUAAAUAAGAAUUAUUAAUCGUUUAUGAUGAACGAAGUAGCUUAUAAGUAUAUUCAGUAAUGAAUAGUGAUUUGUGUAUUGUUGCACGUACAAAAUAUACUUGUACAUUGAAAUGCUAAUUAAUCUACGUUCAAACUAAAUCAGGCGUAUCACCGAUGAAUGAAGAAUUUUAUCAUUCUCAUGAAUGAACACGUCACGGUUUUGCAUUAAGAAAUUUAUCCUAAAGCGAAAAGAUUUAUAUAUUAUUAUUUUAUGUUCGAGUCUUGUCGGAUGAGAAUUGAUUUAAGUUUAUGUUUGUGAUUUACGUGAUUAGGAUUUAAGGUGAUUAAGUAAAUUUUAUGUCGUA